Messenger RNA from Corylus avellana, 3064 nucleotides. RefSeq names its product putative pentatricopeptide repeat-containing protein At3g49142. Gene Ontology annotation, molecular function: RNA binding; protein binding; zinc ion binding. Lineage: Eukaryota; Viridiplantae; Streptophyta; Magnoliopsida; Fagales; Betulaceae. Gene Ontology annotation, biological process: RNA modification. The record is from RefSeq and is a predicted model, not a curated record.
CGACUGGUGCAUCCAUCAUUUGAUGAGAAGUCCAACCCAUUGAACUGUUGGGACUGAUAGUAGUAGGCUUAGGAGGACGGCCUAGAGGAUAAUAACAUCCAUUGAGGACGAUGGACCUUGGAUACGCCAUUUAUCAUACAUGUGAAUCCAAAUCUGUAAAACCAGCUUCCCUGUCCACGAACCUCAUUUUCUCAAAAUACCCAACCAUUCAUGAAGUCCAUCAAUCCUUUUUCCCGCCAUUUUUCAAUUGCCAGACAACUGCAAAACCUAGUCUCGUCAACCCAGAAAAGCACAGCUCUCACGGAGGAGUUGUGCGGUAACAUAUUGGACCAAUGCCCAGAUAUCAAAACCCUGAAGAAACUCCAUUCCAGGAUCAUUGUUGAUCAACGUCUCCGUUCAAACCCUUCGCUUGGCAUCAAACUCAUGAGGGCUUACGCGGCUUACGGGGAACCCAGUCUCACACGCCAAGUAUUUGAUGAAAUUCCUGACAAGAACGUUGUUUUCUUUAAUGUCAUGAUAAGAAGUUAUGUAAACAACCAUUUGUACUGCAAUGCUCUUCUUGUUUACAAAACCAUGGCUAACCAUGGAUUUGAGCCUGAUAAUUAUACAUACCCUUGUGUGUUGAAAGCAUGUUCUGGGUUGGAUGAUUUGAGGGUUGGCUUGCAAAUUCAUGGUGCUGUUGUAAAAGUCGGGUUGGAUUUGAAUUUGUUUAUCGGCAAUGGUCUUGUUGCAAUGUAUGGGAAAUGUGGUUGUUUAGUGGAGGCUCGGCGAGUUCUUGAUGAGAUGCCAAGCAGAGACGUGGUUUCCUGGAAUUCUAUGGUUGCUGGGUACUCACAAAAUGCACGGUUUGACGAGGCAUUAGAGGUUUGUAAAGAAAUGGAGGUGUUGAGGCUAAAACCAGAUGCUGGUACAAUGGCUAGCCUUUUGCCAGCUGUAACUAACACAACAUCUAAUAAUGUUUCAUAUGUUAAGGACAUGUUCAUGAAGUUGGCAAAAAAGAGUGUGGUUUCAUGGAAUGUGAUGGUGGCAGUGUAUGUUAAUAAUUCAAUGCCUGGUGAAGCGGUCAAUUUAUAUUUACAGAUGGAAGAAUGUGGGAUAGAACCCGAUGCAGUCACGAUUGCUAGUGUUCUUCCUGCUUGUGGGGAUCUUUCAGCUCUGUCUCUAGGUAGACGGAUGCAUGAAUAUGUUGAGAGGAAGAAACUUCGACCAAAUUUGUUAUUGGAGAAUGCCUUGGUUGACAUGUAUGCUAAGUGUGGAAGCUUACGAGAUGCAAGAGAAGUAUUUGACAGAAUGAAGUUCCGGGAUGUUGUAUCAUGGACCUCAGUGAUCUCUGCAUAUGGUCUUAAUGGGCAGGGUCGUGAUGCUGUGGCACUUUUUGCAAAAAUGCAAGACUCAGGUCUGUGUCCGGAUUCUAUUGCCUUUGUUUCAGUUAUCUCGGCUUGCAGCCAUGCAGGACUGUUGGAGGAGGGUCGAUAUUACUUUAAAUUGAUGACUGAGGAGUAUAGGAUAAUUCCAAGGAUUGAACACUUUGCUUGCAUGGUAGAUCUGUUAGGACGUUCUGGACAAGUAGAUGAGGCCUACCAUUUCAUUAAGCAGAUGCCAGUGGCGCCUAACGAGAGAGUUUGGGGGGCUCUCCUGAGUGCCUGUCGGGUGUACUCAAACAUGAAUGUUGGGCUUUUAGCUGCUGAUCACCUUUUUGAACUGAAUCCUGAGCAGUCGGGUUAUUAUGUCUUGUUAUCCAAUAUAUAUGCGAAGGCUGGUAGAUGGCAAGACGUAACAACUAUCCGAUCAAUAAUGAAGAGUAGAGGAAUUAAGAAAAUGCCCGGCAUCAGCAACGUUGAGCUCAAUCAUCAGAUUCACACCUUUCUUGCUGGUGACCAAUCACAUCCCCAGUCUGAGGAGAUAUAUGAAGAGUUAGAUGUAUUAGUGGGGAAGAUGAAAGAAUUAGGUUAUGUUCCCGAGACUGAUUCUGCUCUACAUGAUGUGGAGGAGGAGGAUAAGGAGUGUCAUCUGGCAGUUCAUAGUGAGAAGUUGGCUAUUGUCUUUGCCAUACUGAACACCGAGCCUGGGAUGCAAAUUAGAAUUACCAAGAAUCUCCGUGUUUGUGGGGAUUGCCAUAUUGCAGCCAAGCUCAUCUCCAAGAUAGUUGAACGUGAGAUAAUUGUCAGGGAUACUAAUCGUUUUCACCAUUUCAAGAAUGGUAUUUGCUCAUGUGGUGAUUAUUGGUGAACCUUCAUUGGAGUACUUGUCACUUGCACUGUUGCUUGGAGCUUCUUUAGGCCUUUUGUCGAUAACAGUGAUUCUGAAACUGAAAAGUCUUUAGAUCAUGAGAUCGUGGAUGAUUUUGGCUGGCUGCAGCUGUUAUUCUUGACCUUUACAUGAUCACCAAUCCUCACCCAUGUAAUGAUCUACUGCCAGAAACCUGCACUGUCUAAGUCCUGGCAUCCAUAUUUCCCAUAUUUUUAUUUCCUAUCUGGAUAUAUGAUCAAGUGAAUCUGUAUAUUGCGGUCUGAGUGAUUCUAAUUUCUCAGGGGCAGUUUCUGACGAUGGCAGAAGUAGAAUUCAUAAACUUUGCGUGAGACGUGCAUGACUGCAAUUGGGUACAACUCCAAGUCAAAUACCAAAAAUUGGUCAGAAAUCAGAGUUAUGGUAACAUUCAAGAGAUGUGUAUCAUGGAAAACUGGAGCUCAUGAAGACUAGAGAAUACAUGCGGCCGAAGAUUCUUCUGCUGGUUGCGUAGAAAACUGCUGGCUUUUCUCUUCUUCGUUGAAAUUCAGUCCAGCUGACUGCCUUAUGGAAACCCCAUCUCUUGCACCUGACCUUGACUAUCAAAUUUAAUUAAGGGUAGAUAGAGCAUGUCAACUCAACGAACAUGUAUGCGAGAUAGAUGCCAGAAUACAAAGAAGCAUUUCUCCUAAGGUCCUAACGUUUUGCAGUUAAAUAAUGAUGGCUGAUAAAAUGUGAGAAAAGAGCAUUUGAAUUCAGAUCUUUAUUAUUUUUGUAGCCAAGAAAAUGAUUAUAAUUCUGCAUCCUAGAUUUCCAACUAUUUUGCUUGCUCAUUCCA